This is a messenger RNA of Hydatigera taeniaeformis, 858 nucleotides long. The record is from the annotation of a GenBank genome assembly. NCBI's taxonomy places the organism in Eukaryota, Metazoa, Platyhelminthes, Cestoda, Cyclophyllidea, Taeniidae.
AUGGGUCAUUGUGACGUUGAUGCGGACAGUUUACUUAUCGUGCUUCGAAUUUCAGCCGUCUACUGUGGAUUGCUUAUCGUCAACAAUGACUUAUCAACCAAGGGAGUCAGUUCACUUCUGCGUUCCGUCUCUUAUCAGGUGUGUCCCCAUUUAGAUGUCUGCAUCCUUCUUCCACGUACUCUCCAAACUGUCGCAACUAAAAGUCGCGCCUUUGAUGUUAUCAUUACUGACGAUAUGACUGGUGAUGGAAACGAAAUUGUUGAAAUAGCCUCCGCCUUUGGUACCUGUUGCGAUGGAUGCAGUGUCAUUCGCUACAAAGUUGCUAUGGCUGAGGGAACCACUUCUGAAGGAUCAGGGAUUGCCACUUAUCCAUCAGUGUGCGUUGGUGGAACGUUUGACAUGCUCCAUCAUGGUCAUCGAGUGCUUUUGAGCAUUGCAGCCCUUCUAACUAGCCGCCGUCUAGUGGUUGGCGUCACAGACAUUGGCCUUCUUCGCAAGAAGUCUCUCGCACCCCUCAUUGAGUCCUGUGAGGCUAGAGAAGAUACCUUGUCAAAAUUCCUAACCAACAUUGGCUUUCCGGAGACGCAGCUAGAAGUAUGCCGUCUUGUUGAUCCGUACGGGCCACCCUCACGUCAAUCUGAUUUCCAAUGUAUUAUUGCCAGUCCUGAGACGGUUGCGACUUGUGAGAAGAUAAAUGAGAUGCGGCGUGACCUCAGUUUUGAUCCUCUUCACAUCGAAAAAGUCGAGUAUGUUGCCCGUAAUCGGUAUGUGGUGUAUCACUUCCUCCUUAGUUCACUUCUCUUUUUGAACGCUGUUUUUUGCCCUUUGAGUACACUUCAACUUACCUUUCAAAAGUGA